AUGCCAUCAUCCGACUCGAAACCCCACCACCGGCGCCGCGGCGGCUUCCGAGACAUGCUGCAGCGGCUCACGGGGCUGAACCUGAACGCGCGGGCGGAGCGGGCGGAGCGGGAGCAGCAGCGGCGGCGGGAGCAGCGGCGGCGGGAGCGCGACCUGCGGCACAUGCAGCGGUACGUGACGCCGCACGGGCACGUGAGCUCGGCGCGGGCGAUCCGGCGGCGGGUGACGGAGGCGCAGCAGCGCGGCGUCCGCGUCGCGCCGGACGUGCUGUACCAGCUGGCCGCGCUCGAGCGCAUCCUCGUCACGCGCCCCCCCAGCGGCCGCUCCAGCCUGCGCCCCGGCAUGCUCGCCCGCCUCGGCCAGCUUAAUGCUCGGUGGUACUUCCUCGGCUACGACGGGUUCUACUACUAUAGCAGCCACCCGCUCGCGCUCGGCGCCGACUUCGAUAUCACCGUUGAUACCUUCGUGCCGCCGUCCAUUCGCAUGGUCGCGUACCCGUACCGGCAGUUGUGCCGUUCGUAA
Daldinia caldariorum is the source of this 522-nucleotide messenger RNA. RefSeq lists its product as uncharacterized. The transcript has a single exon. The coding region runs from base 1 to 522 and encodes 173 amino acids. The record is from RefSeq and is a predicted model, not a curated record. Lineage: Eukaryota; Fungi; Ascomycota; Sordariomycetes; Xylariales; Hypoxylaceae.